CCCUGCCCCGGAUCGGAGGAGCGGCUGGGACAGGAAGAGGUGACGCAGGCCUGGCUUGGAGUCAGCCGUCUGCUUCACUGCACAUCUGUAAGCAAGAGACCAAAAAAGGAAAGUGAAAGUACAGCCAUUUCCCAAUAAGCCCUGCGGGCUUCCUGCAAGCACUGCCUUGGCCGUUGGCACUUCUCUGCCUGCCUCAUUUAACCUGGACCUAGUUUUGCAAUCAGGGCCUUUCCCGGGUGAGCAGAACCAGCUGGAGACUCUGCACUUCAUGUUGGGCCUCCUGCAGCCCAGACGCUCACGAGCCCCCGCUGGACCAAAAGCCCCCGGAGAGAAAAUCCUUUGACUCCCGGUGACACCGCUGAUUCUCCCACGGACAAAACGAUCAUGGAUUUGGUGCUGCAGAGUCUGCCGGACAGCCAGGCAGGGAGUAGGGCUGACAUUCCUCCAUGUGAAGAUGGGGAACAAGAUCUGUCAGCUGAAGAAAGAAUGUUUCUGGAAGAGUUUCCCAUCUUGAAAGAGGAGCUAGAAGUGGACAUCGGCAAGCUCUGUGCCCUGGCAGACAACGCUGACACCACCCACAGAACAUCUGCCAAGAUCAGAAUGGUGGCCAACUCCAUCACCGUGGUCUCAGGAGCCGUGAGCAUCCUAGGCUUGGCCCUCGCUCCAGCAACAGCAGGAGGAAGCCUGCUGCUCUCUGCAGCUGGGAAAGCUUUGGGGACAGCAGGGGAGGUCACCAACAUCUUGAACGAUGCUUUGGAGAGCUUCCGCAAUCGAGAAGCCCAAGGGAAGGUCAGUGGCCUGAUGCCCACCUGUGGCCAAGACGUCAGGAAAACUGGGACAGACUACAUCACGGAUGCCGGAAAAGUGGUCCAGAUUUGUGCAAGCGCCAUCAAGGAUAUCCAGAAGGACAUCCGUGCCUUUCAGACAGCCAGAGCCCACCCGCGCCUGGCUGCUGCCGCCAAGCAUCUCCUGACCACUGGCCAGGUCUCGGCCCAAAAGAGCAGGCAGGUGCAAAGGGCCUUUGAAGGUACCAUGCUGGUGAUGAAAACAAAUGCUCGCUUGCUGGGUAGUGUGAAGGCUGGCUUCUCCCUUGUCAUGGACUUGGCUUCCCUCCUGAAGGACUGGCAGAGGCUGAAGGACGGAGCAAAAACAGAGCUUGCAGAAGAGCUCAGGGCCCAGGCUUGGGAGCUAGAAAGGAAGCUGACAGAACUCACCCAGUGCUACGAGAACCUGCAGCAGAAGAAACUCUUGCAAGAAAAAAAGCCUAUGAGCUCAUCUUCAGAGGGAACCAUGGGAACUGUGCCUCUGCCCGAGGCCAGGCUUGAGGAAGCAGGAUGCCCGGUGACAGGAGAGGACACAAAGGCAGUUGAGCCCAAGGGCCUCUGAGUGGAAUAAAAGGGGAUCAGGGUGGGGGUGGGCACGGUUGGCAGAGGAGAUGCCUGGAGGCUUACCAGCUGGGAGGUCCAUGAGGGGUCUGAGGGCACUACCAGUUAGUGAGUGUCACACAGUCGCCAGUGGAGUUCAGUCCCUCCCCGCCCUCCUUCCUUCACACGUGUAACUCAUUCCCUUGACUUCCGCCCCCCCACUCAUUCAGUUGCAUGCAGUCAGUUGGCUAAACACACAUGGUUCGACGCUGAGCUCUGCAUUAAGCACUGACCUAAGACGGGAGGGUUCCUGGGGUGAAGGGCACAUUGUGUUCUCUCUUAUAUCAGCUCACCUUGUGUUUCCUCUGGGUGCUCCUCCUCCCCAACCUGGGCAGUAAUUACUGGAGAAGAUCCUGGGUUUGCACAUAAAAGGAUGUCACAGGAAGGGGCCCCUCUGUCCACCCCACGACACAAGUUCUUGGAGCCUCUCAGGACCCUGGAGGCUGUAGGACCGCUCCUGAAUGCCCAGUUCACCCCUCUUACACAUUUUUUGUUUGUUUGUUUGUUUUUAUGUUUCAGCUGCUAUUUUAAAAGGAGGGCAUGAACAUUAAAUACAACUUCUUAAAAUUCAGGAAAGUGAAAAAUAGGUGGAAAAAUAAUGCCCCAGUCCAGGGUGACAACUGCUGGUAUUUUGAUGUAGAGGUUUUCUUCCUGUGCUUGUCCUGCUUUGGGCGUCACUGCUUGCUGGGGACCCCCCCUCAAGGAGGCACUGUAAAACAUAGAUUUCUUUUCUGUAACCCACUGGGUUUUCUUUCUCUUUCAUUCUCAAUCCCUUCAUUUGACUACAGAUCUAUAACUUUCAUUUUGCUGUGUUUACUUAGCAAUGUUUUCUACCAUUCCAUGUUCCACUUCAUUUUUUACAGAUAUUUUUUAUGCUGCAAAAUAUUCUCUUGAGCCGACAUACAUGCUUUUAAUUAGACAUAUAUUAGUCAUCACUUCUUUAAGUGGCCCAAACCUAUUCAAACUGGCUUACGCAAAAGAGGAAUUUAUUGGCUUCCAUACUUAAAAAUGAAUAUGUAUGUAUAUGUAUGACUGAAGCAUUAUGCUGUACACCAGGAAUUGACAUAACAUUGUAAACUGACUAUACAUCAAUUUAAAAAAAUAUAUAUGUAUGUAUGUGUGUGUGUGUGUGUGUGUAUAUACAUAUAUACAUACACAUGCAAAAAAAAGCGCUUAGGGGAACAGUGGGCGUCAGGUAUGUCUGGAUCCUGAGGAUAAAAAUGAUGUCAUCAGGCGUCUGUCUUUCCGUUUCUCAGACACGCUUCCACCAGGUUCAGGCACUUUGGCCUCAGCAUCCCCAGGUGCGCCCACUCCCAGCUGGGGGCGCCCAAGUAGAAAGGGGCGGGGCAAGAGUCCAGGGACCCACUCUGAUUGGUCAGGACUGGGUCAUGUGACUUUGCCUGCGCUGCUUGCUAGGAUGGGCUACAGGAACUGCCUUCGGAUCUAAGGGUUUUAAAUCCUUGCGAUCCCACACCGCAGCCAUGUGCUUCCUGUUUUGGUUGCUCUCAUUCCCUUGUUAUGAGCGAAACCGUAAGUAAACAGCUUUCGCCCCUUUUAAUAUUUUCUCUUAGUGUGUGUGCGCAUCCUCGAAGUUCCAAAUAAACACGAUCAAUAAUAAUACCUGCAUGAAAUAUGCAGUCGCUAAACUUGGGAGGGGGGAGUCUGCUUGUUCUGUGAGAAGUUCGGAAGAAAAAAAAGAAAAGAAUGAAUCAGAGGAGAUUAGAGACUCACCUCUGAUACUGAUUUGCUUGGUCUCCUUUCUGAGUUUUGGUUUCUUCAAGCCACGAAGUAAGUGUAGCCUGAAUAAAAUCCAGGACCGCAUCUGGGCGCAGAUUUGCAGCGCCUGGCUCACCGCAGUCCAGGAGAAAAUACCCUUGAGGGAAACUCGAAUCUUUACUAUUGCUCUGAGCCAGCAUCAGAGGGGGCGGGAGAACCUUAGGUUCACUCGGCUUCUGCUUCUCUCAUUUUUAGACUCUUCCAGGAGGGGCAGAAGCUCAGAAGAGACUUUCCUCUUCCCCUGUGUCUCCAGCCCUUACUUCCCGACUCACCGCCCAAGCAGCCCUUCUCUUUCCCUCCCUGAAAUGCCUUCAGCCCCCAGCUGCUUCCCUCUUCGGAUCAUGUUCUGCUGGUGAACAAAUGGCUUUUCCUCGUUUUCUCUCCCCACUAGUUAAGUCUUUGUCCUCCUCCAAGAGAAGGCAUCAACUCCCCGUGGUACUCAGGGCAACCCCGCCCCCACCACUGUCCCCCUCGCCCUUCUGGGUUGAGUGGGGUUCUGCAGGGGCGCCCCUGAGGCGUUCCAGGCCCCUCCACCACGGUCGGUCGGGCAUCCUGGGAAACCUAUCAGUUCUGAGGUGUGAUCUGUGUUUCUUAAGAGGAGGAAGAUACACACAUUCACAUGCCCAGGUGAGAGGGGAGCCUUCUGCCAGCAGAUGCCCCUCAGUGCCGCAACUGACACAGUGCAGAGCUCUUCCAAAGUGUUGGGCCUUCCAGAGUGGCCAGAGAAUUUGUCCCGCCCGUGCUCAGAUCUGUGACUGCAGCAGACAGGGGUCAACAGUCCAGCUCUUGACCCGUCCGCCCACACCGCAGGAAAAUCGGGGAUCUCAGUCACUUCGCUGAACCCCAGGAUCGCUGGGGAGGGGGGAGCUUUGGGAACCUCUCGGAUCCAGCUCCAGAUCCCUCAGCGCCUGACAAGCUGGGGGUGGCCUCCAGGGGCCUCUGUGUGUCAUUUCAGCCGGUCCAGGCCCACUCUUACCAACCAUACGCUUCAGCUGGUUCUUGAAUUUGUGAUGAAACAUGCAAGCUAUUAUCAGCUAGAAAUCACACAACCUCAGGUCUAAAAUCUAACUUUCAACCGAAAGAAGACAGAAAGGCCAUUGUGUUCUAGGCAACGUGUAAUGUUACCUUCAAAGAAAUAGCAGUCUGGGGGGAAGUAUAUUCCAAAGCAAUCUGAACCCUUUCUUCGUCUCUCAAGAAGAUGAAAAGGUGUGUGUUGGGGGGAACCGGGAUGAAGGGAGAGAUUUUUUUUUUUUAAUUGAAGUAUAGCUGAUUUACAAUGUUAUGUUCAUUUCAAAAGAUAUUCUUAAUGCAUACUUAUAAUUGACUUAGACAAAAUCACAGUGGAAAACUAGACUUCCUCUCUCUGAUGGGCAAGUUCAAGACCAUGCAGACUAGUCCUGUUCAGUAUGGGAGCCACUAGCCAUGUGGCUACUGAGCACUUGAAACGUGGCAAGUCCACAAUGAGAUAUGCUGUAUGUGUAAAAUGCACAUUGAUUUCAAAGACUUAGUGUGAACAAAUACAUAAACUAUCAGAUUAAUAAUUUUAAUUGAUCACAUGUUGAAAUGAUAACAUUUUAGAUAUUGCGUGAAAUAAAAUAUAUUAUCUUAUUUAAAAUAAUAAAUAAAAUAAUAAAUAAUUUAAAA
Camelus dromedarius (Arabian camel) is the source of this 4844-nucleotide messenger RNA. RefSeq names its product apolipoprotein L6 (gene APOL6). The record is from RefSeq and is a predicted model, not a curated record. Gene Ontology annotation, biological process: lipid transport; lipoprotein metabolic process. Gene Ontology annotation, molecular function: lipid binding. NCBI's taxonomy places the organism in Eukaryota, Metazoa, Chordata, Mammalia, Artiodactyla, Camelidae. Gene Ontology annotation, cellular component: extracellular region; membrane. The transcript is spliced from 5 exons. The coding region runs from base 385 to 1386 and encodes 333 amino acids.